Molecule: messenger RNA, 903 nt
Organism: Amphimedon queenslandica
Lineage: Eukaryota; Metazoa; Porifera; Demospongiae; Haplosclerida; Niphatidae
Product: protein N-lysine methyltransferase METTL21A-like
Exons: 3
Coding region: 40-822 (260 amino acids)
Source: RefSeq, a predicted model, not a curated record
CUGGCAGCUGUCAGACUCUAGUCUAAUCAUAGAUACUGUAUGUAUGCUCUAAUUUACCGAAUAAAUGUAACUUCAAACAUAAAGAAACAAUUUCUUCAUGGUCUGAUACCCAUGUGCUCAAACGUGUUCACUAUUGUUCUCUUUAUCCAUUUGCUGCUCAAUGUUGUAAUGACUGAUAGAGACCAGUCUAAUAAAGAACUGGUUCUAUACACGCAGCCAUCAUUUUUGAAAGUUUUUUCUAAAGACGUACGUCUUUUUGAAGUAAAUGGAGUGACUUGGAAAGUGAAGCAGGAUUGGAACCAAUUAGGAGUAGCUGGCGUUAUUUGGGAAUCAGCAUUGAUUCUCUCUCGCUAUCUUGUUGAUAAUAAUCAUCUCAUCAAAGGAAGAAGUGUCAUUGAAUUAGGUGCUGGUACAGGUCUCGUGGGCAUGGUAACAGCAACAUUAGGAGCUGAGAGUGUAGCAGUUACUGACAAGGAAAUGAGAAUGAUCCAAGAGAACCUUUCUUUGAAUCGAGACCACCUCAAUCAAUCUUGCAUUACUCCACUAUUCUAUGAAUGGGGAUCACCAUUGCCUCUCUCAUCACAUAUUGAUGUUGUAUUAGGCUCUGAUAUUAUCUACAUAGAGGAGACAUAUCCACUACUUAUACAUACAUUGAAUGAAUUGUGCACUAGUCCUGAUGUACUAGUAUUGCUCUCAGCUCAAGAAAGAUACGACAAGGUCAAGUUAUUUAUGAAGCAGCUGCUUCAAGGUGGUGGUUUUACUUCAAACGUUGUCGGCACAGAAGGGACAGUAAGGAUUUUUAGCAUACGUAAGACACUGUGAUAUUUCUUAAAGUAAAAAAAUAUAUAUAAUUUUACAAUAUGUAAUGAUAUGAAAAUGAACAUCAAAACUUAUGUGAUAAAA